Messenger RNA from Xyrichtys novacula (pearly razorfish), 16314 nucleotides. The record is from the annotation of a GenBank genome assembly. Lineage: Eukaryota; Metazoa; Chordata; Actinopteri; Labriformes; Labridae.
AUGGCUUUACCAGACAGUGGCAUCUCUGCAGAGGAGGUCCCCUUUCCAGAGAUCAUAGAGCUUAAUGUGGGUGGUCAGGUGUACAUAACCCGUUAUUCCACUCUCACAAGUGUUCCAGACUCCUUGUUAUGGGAAAUGUUCAGUCGAAAGUCAACCAAAGGACUGGCCAGGGACACCAAGGGUCGUUUUUUUGUAGACCGUGAUGGCUUCCUGUUCCGUUACAUACUGGACUACAUGAGAGACCAGCAGCUGGUUCUUCCGGACCACUUUCCUGAGCGCGGUCGUUUGCAGAGGGAGGCCGAGUUCUUCAACCUGCCUGAGCUUGUCAAGCUGCUGGCGCCCAAAAUCAGCAAGCAGAACUCCCUUGGUGAUGAGGGGUGUCAGAGCGAUCCAGAGGACUCAUCACCUGGGAUCGACACAGCCCGGAAUCUCAGUUCCCUGGGUGCUGCUGCCGCCGCCUGUGCCAGUCUGGUCCCCGGAUCCAUGGACGGCAAACGAUCGGGGUUUAUCACCAUUGGCUACAGGGGUUCAUACACCCUGGGCCGUGACAGCCACACUGAUGCUAAAUUUCGCCGGGUGGCACGGAUCAUGGUGUGCGGGAAGACCUCUCUGGCCAAAGAGGUGUUCGGGGACACACUGAACGAGAGCCGGGACCCUGACCGCCCCCCAGAGCGCUACACAUCCCGCUACUAUCUGAAGUUCACCUUUCUGGAGCAGGCCUUUGACAAGCUGGCUGACGCAGGCUUCCACAUGGUGGCCUGUAACUCCACAGGAACCUGCGCCUUUGCCCAUGAGCAGACGGAUGACAAGAUCUGGACCAGCUACACUGAAUAUGUGUUCUACCGUGAGUGACACCAUCGGCUAUGUUCAACCCCCCCCUACGGUCCCCCAUUCCCGUCUCCAAGUGCCCCUUCCUGCUUCAGCCUCCAGCCAUUCCGCCCCCCCCCCCUCGAUCUCUGAGGGCCCCUGAACCAGUAGAUGUACCUAGAUGUUGUGUCCUUACAUAUUUCUCUGCAGACUCCAGCAGCUGUCUGACUCUUCAUCCCCCAGCAGGGUGAACCUGCUGCCCUCACCUUUGACCCCAGAUCCAUUCCCUCAUCUUCAAGUCCAGCUUUUGAACCCCAGCGUAGUCGUAGCCCCCCUCUUCUCAACCGCUGCAACCCCACAGCUGCUCCUGCAAAGACUUACACCUUCUAUGUACUGUUUUCCUUUUGUACUCUGUUAAUUGCAUCUGCCUUGGUGAAGCACAAUACUGUAUCCAAGAGCUAACUCUGUUAAAUAAGAGCCCUAAAGCGUCUGUAUGACUAUCACAGGGCGUUUAAGAGAAAGGGCUUCAAAGAGCAGCCGUGAUGUAAAGUGCACAGUAAACUUUGCCUGCAGAUGGGACUCUCCGCUGCACCUGUGAACUAAAUCACCAAAUAAUUGGACAUCCUAUCAGCCUUGAGGGACGUGAGCAUCCCCCAGCACAAGAGAGACACAAAAGUCUUAUUUCCUUGAGUUUUAAUUACAUGUGUCCAGUGCCAUGUGGUUGGGAAUGUGCCAUACAGUAGUCUAUCUGUUCAGAUGUUAUAAUGUAUGAAUGAGGGUUUAUAUAAUCCAGCCACAUGGGCAAGAAAAGGGGGAAAGAAAGAAAACUCUGUAAGGAAAACAGAUUAUAGAUGUUGAGUUUUCUUUAGAGAGAAAAAAGCAACAGGCUCUGAUGAAAAAAAAACAAAACAAUGAAAGCUCAAAUAUCAAGAGAUCUCAUAGACGGAGAGAUGAAGUGUGUGUAUUGACUGUGCGAUGGAGCUUUCAGUAUUUUAAUCACCCACGCAGGGAGGGCAGAGGAGAUGGAGGGUGUUAGAUCACUCGCAUCACUCAUUGUGCUUCUUUGAUGUUUCUUUUUUCUCAAUUACAGUUACAGUGAAGUGCUUCGAGAAGCAGACACAUCAUAAAUACAUGUUGUCUUUGAAAAAUGAAACAAAAACAAUAAAAAAAAAAACGUGGUAGUCACCUUAGCGGAUCACGUUUCAGGUGUUCUGUACUGUAAAUCUCAAUACUCAGUUCAGUAUUAGUUGACGCUGUUGCAUAUUAGCCCUCACUUACUGUGAACCCAAAAGGAAGGGGAGGAUUACGCUGUAUCCCAAUGAUUUCUCACCGCUGUAGCAGGGGUAUAGUUGGGCAACUUAAUACAGUGACUGAGUACAACUCAAGUUAUAAAGGACAAAUAAGAAAGAAGGUGGUUUACAGAUACAGCCUCAGGACAGGUCAAAUACCUCAAACUCCAACACAAACUGAAGGCAAUCAGAUCCAACUCAAACACAGCUGGUGAUAUUAAAAUGCAGGCGCAGUGAGGAAAAUAUACAAGCCACAGAUGUUUCAGUGAGAUUGUAAACAGGAGGUUGAAUUUGAGGAGAGUUUUCGGAGUUGGAGGCUGCACAGCGCAGGAUUCCUCCAGUGCUAGAAGGUGUCAGGUUGUAGUUUUGGCAGAGCGUCUGACAGUCACAGUAAAUGUAUUCUGAAAUGUCUAGAAACCGCAAUGUUGUGUUUCAGUGUGAUGAAGUGCUGUUGACAUCCGAGUCGAUAUGUUAGGCCUGCUGCAGUGUGUCCCUGCAGGCGUAGACCACGCUGAAACUUAAAGUGUUCAGAGAAAAGCAAAUUGAUUUGUCAAAUAAAAGAUGUUUCCUUUCUAUCUGGGUUGUAUUUUCCAUUCAUAAAAUUGUUCUCUCAGCACUGAACGGUGCAGGUUCUUGUUCGAUUGCACUUUACGUGUCUAAUUUUAGCAGACAAUAAAACUAAACCAUAAAACCAACCAGUUGGAAAAAUUUAAACCAGUCAUUUAAUAGAGGGGACGUCCUUGGACAUUAUGUCUACUUCAGCUUAAAUAUUGAACAUGCCACCCUCAGGCAUGGUCUCUUUUGUCCCUCCAUCUGCUUUUCCGCUUUAUUUUGCCUCCUCUAUUUUUUAUAUUGAGCAGUUGACCAGAAAACAGAGCUAGUCAGAAAUGAGGACAUGCCUAACAGGAUAACAGGCUGUUAAAGCAGCUUGAAAACCCUUAUUUUGUGGGCAAAAAUUUACCUCAUUACUACACAUAAGAGAGAGCAUCGAAGAGGCGUCUUGGCCUAAAAUCCGUACUUAAAAAAGUGUUUCUAUCAAACUUUCAUAUACAUAGAGAGAGAUACAUCAUUCAUAGAAGACCCAGGAUUAUGUUUAUGUAGGUGAGGGGGUCACAUGUUGUAUAAACCGUGACUGGUAUAAGUUUUACAGAGAUAAUCACAAGCUAAUUAUCUUAGUAUAAGACCUCUAAACCUGAUCUCAGCCUGGCCUAGAUAAAAGCUGAUGAAGCGAACGAAAGUGCUGAAAAAUGGAUGUGUAUCCCAUCCUAAAAACAGAUGUUUUAUGGAAUGCAUGGUGAUCCCUCAGAGAGCAGACCCGCUCUGUCUCAAAAACAGUCUCACACACACACACACAGCAUUCCUCUGUCACUGUCCUCCAGCACGUGAGCACCAAGGUCAGUCAUUAGCACAGACACGGAGAGACACGCCUCGCAUGUGUGAAAUUUCAGUCAGUGUCCAAAACAGCUCUCACUCUUUACCUCCGUGAGCUGCCUCGAGACUCAACAUUCAACAGUAAACGUGUGAGGAGUGUUGACACUCUGACAUGGAGCAGCAGUGAGGUCCACAGGCCGGGCUGUGAUGAAACACUGCCGGCUGUUGUUUCUCUUCUUUUUUGUGUGUGUGCGUGUUGAGACACUUGUGGUUGAGAAGUUCAGCGCAGCACGAAACAGUGCCAGAAGGUUACAAUACAGACAUUUCUUCAUGAAACUAACUUCUGCAUCUCAUGGAAAAAUACACUGGGGAUGCAUCUGCUAAAAAUAUUAGGGAUACCAGAUUAAAGGAUAACUAUGUUGCCCUUAACAGAUUUUAAUAUCAAUGUCUUUUCAACUUUUUUGCAAUUGUUCCUCCCACCUGAGCCAGGGUGGGAAAUAUUAUCCAGUUGCAUUACAAACACCCAGGUCUUGAGUGAGUGUAAAUCCAAUCACACACACUUAAAAAAAAAUGUUUAUUUAUUUAUUUAUUUAUUUUUACAUAGAAAAGACUUCUCUUUUGAUGGGGGGUUUGGGGAGGCGUUAAGCUACUUUAAAAGCCUUUUAAACUGCCUAACCAUGGGUCAUGACAGAGAUCUUUUGCUUGAAAUUGCUGUGGAAGUUGUGCAAAAAAGAGACCCCAAAUACAAGCUUCACUACAGAAAUACAAACUUACAGUGGGCUAAAAAGUUGGGUUUGUCUUCCAUCAUUAAAGCUACUGUGAGGGGCUUUCGGGUUGUGUUGAUAUUGGCGCCCCCUGGUGGCACAAAAAUGUCAAUCUUGUUGCAGAUGGUUUUAUUUGAUUUUGCCUGUCAAAAAAAAGCAUUAGCUUAAAUUUUCAAUGUCAUAAAAUCUGAUAAAAUGCAUCAUGGGGUUUUGAAUUGAUCUGAUGCAACAGAUAGAGUCAACCACAGCAAGAGGUGUACACCAUAUUAUGUCCAAAAAACAUUCAUUCCUUUUAAAUUGGUGCAAAAAUGACUCAGUUGCUGAUCACAAAACAGAUUCAUGUUGAUUAUCUCUUUAUUCUAGUUUUUCUGUGAAAUUCUCAAAAUUGUUUUUAACUCUAGUCAUGAAAGCACAAACCGAAAUGCACCCUGCAAGGACAAGACUGUCUUCCCCUCCUCCAGGCGGUGAGUUGACCCAUGCUGUCUCCCCAUGGUGCUAUUGUUACUGCGAUCGGCUCAACAUGGCAACAUGCCUUGGCUCGGUCUGCUUUCCUCUCUUAGAAUGAUCUCAUUGUCUCAUUGCCAGCUGGGUCAUCGCUUCCCCUAUUUGGAUAAAAAGAAGAAGGAGAGCGAAGGAGGAGGACAGGAAGGGAUAUACGUCAAAGGAAGAGAGGGAUUGGAAAAAUGGGGCAGAGAGACUGUGAGAGAGAUAACCUGGUAGAGGCGAAAUGAGAGCGUGAGAGUAUUUAAGUAAGGAGGAUUUGGUGUUCCCAUCUUACAUCUCCUGAGCAACUCCUGUAUGAAGUGUCCUGUCAUUUGGAGAGGAGCAUGAUGGUCUUUACAAACCAAGACUUCACUGGGCCGUGCUGUAAUGUGUUCCUCUGUGGCCUGUAAGUGAGAUUUGGUUACAUCAGACAGAUAAAGAUCCACAGGAUUACCCCCUACACUCAGGACUGCUAUUGAUUUGUAGUAUGAUUACAAUGUCAGAAAAGGGUAAAAGAGGCGCAUUAUGUUUCCUUUCUGUUCGUGAAUCACAAGCUGAGCCUUUGAGUUGACAACAAAAAAUAACAGAUUCCUCGACUGCAUCCUCUGUUAUGAAUAGAUGUGUUAUAGUGACAUCUCUAAUCCCAACAAUGAGUCAUUUUCUCCACAUUUUUCACUGAGUGUGAUAUCAGAUGUCCUCUGCAUGCUGCUGUUUCUGUUCACUCUGAGCUCUCAGCUGCAACCAUCUGUGGCUCAGCACUGUUUGUGUAUCCUCCACCUCAAGCCUUGUCCAGUUUCGGAUCUGUUUGCUCGUACAUCUUCAAUCUGCUUGUUUUUUUUAUGUGCUCUUGUGGAUGUUCAGAGGACAGGUUGAACUAAGUAUUUUGGCUUUGGUGUUAGAGGCCACGCAGGGGCAUUGAACUAGGUGCACUCCCUGUCUCCCAAAUUUGCUGAUGAUGCAGUUGGCAUCUCUGAAUUUGCACCAGCAGAUACAUGCACGCACAAGUGGGGGAGGGGUUGCUAGGAGAAGAUGCGCAACAACCCUCCUGUGCGAGGCUAAUGACCCAGAGCUGUGAGGUUUGAGAUUUAAUUGGUUGCCUUCUUUUCACUCUUCUUUGUGACCAGUUAAAAAUGCAUUAGCUGGCAAACAAGCCAUUUGCCUCUCUCAUCCUCUCUCUUGACAGCAAUAACAGGAGAAGAACAUGCUUGGAUAGAGUGAUGCUAAUUACCAAUAGGAGGAUAUGGUGGAGAACAUGCAGCAGCCUGAGGCCUGACACUGCUGCUUUUCCACCAAUAUGAGGCAUAUGCUUCUCACUUCAUUUGUACAUGUAUACAUACAGAGACUGCUGUGUUUGUGUUUGGCCUUCACAACUGUGCCGUUCGCCUACACUGCCAUGGAAGCCUGUAUGCACAGAGUACAGUAGCGCUGGCUCGGGGCAUCUUUAUCUCAUUGUGCGUUGUGUUAUUUAUAGUGAGCCAGGCAUUGAGUCAGAUGUGUACCACUGCUGCACCUCUCUCUCCCUGUUUCAGCAUGGGUACACAUGCUGCGCUGGCCCACGUCUUUAUCCUCUGCCCACACAUGAAAGCAGCUUUUUACAAAACAUAUUGGACACCAGGGGAGACCUGGUCGUGCAAGCUCAAGGGGUGAUCGUGUCAAAAGUGGGAAGAAGGGAGGGGAGCAGCAGAAAAAGAGACGAUAAUGUCGAUAACGAAAUCCUGCACAGUAUCUUCUCUUUCCUCUCGACAUUUUUUCUUUUUUAUUCUCUUUACAAUUUCUUUUAAUCUCCUUUAAGCUCCAUGACACAAAGAGAAUAACUGAGGGAGGGAAGGAGAAUGAUGUUAUAGCAGGGGGAGUGAGUCAGAGUAGAGGUAUGCAUUGGAUUAGAAAAGGAGGAGGUAACAAAAAAGGGAUAAUUAAAAAAGUAGAUCUUCAUAAAUAGCACCAUAUGAUAGGGAGUGUAAAUGAGAGAAGAACAGGAGGUGAGAGGCAGGAGAGGUGAAUAACUGAGGUAACAGCAUGUUGGGCAAUGAUAGUGGAAGUUGUGACAAUAACUGACUUAAAAAAAAAAAACGGUCAAAAAACAGCUUGAGUUGUUGCAAACAGUAUAUCAAUGUUGUAACCAGAUUACCAUGGUGGUGCCUACUCAUUUUAGUUAUUCAGCAAGGAGAAUAAGACUUUAAUCUUGGAUUGUUUUCAGAUGUUUGUUGUACUUUAUUAAGGAGAUUUUUCUAUGUUUCAGGAGUAUACUGUGUUUUUUUCUUAUGUAUUUGUUCUCAGCAGUGGAGGACACUUCAUGUUUUCUUUUUUUAUGGAUAAAUAAACUGAACCUUGUAACUCAAUACAAUUACAUGGUUUUACCCAUGGGCAUUUUGUCCCAGAUUGCAUUCAAAGCCAAUGCUUCUUUGUUCAGUAAUUGCUAUAUUUCUGUUUACUAAGGUUUCUCCUUCUAUUUAGUGUUAAACAAAUUCAGUUUUAAAUGUAUUAACAGAGGAUAAAAUCUGGACAUUUCGCCACAAAUGUCCAGUUAUUAAAGGACAUUCCUCAGCACGUGUUUUUUUGCCAAGUUGCCUAUAAAACAGUUGCAGUAAAUACACAGCCUGCUAAUUUGGUGAAGUCAGUCUAAAAGGACGGUGAGCUGUCUCUGGGUCUCUCCUGGUCUAGAGUACGUUGCUCCAAGCAGAUAGUUGUAAAUGUGUUUGUCACCAGUCUUGGAGAGGGAUUCACCUUGGCCAUCUGGAGACUUGGGCUCUAAUCUGCCGGUCUAAUUAUCAGUAAUCUGAACAGUCAGGUUUGUCCUCUGUGACAGACUCCUGGGCAGUGUCAGAACCUUGCUGGAACGAGACCGGAGAGGAGGAGCAGGUGGCAGUAAAGAGGAGGGGGGAGCUCUGCAGGGGCUGAGGGGUGCCAGGAUGGGCUUUAGGGUGCUUAGCAGGCUGGUUACGUGUCUUGGUCGCCAGGCAGCAGCUCAGGGCAUUUUAAGCAUGGGGAGAUAAGGAGUAGGCAGGUGGAGCAGGUGAAUCAGAGGGACACUUGGACCAAAAAUAAAAGUGUAUGUCUGCAAAAAUAAAAGUCAUUAGACAGUUUGUUUCUGCACCAAAAGACUUGAAAUACUUAAGUAAUUGAUGACUAGCUGAGAUUUUCCCCUCUCUUUUCCCCUUUUUUGCUUUUCUAGCAGCUCCCAAGUCUUCAGCUGUUUGUGUCCCAUAAUUCCUCGAAUUUAUUCAGAUUGACGGAUUUGUAAUUGCUUAGAGACUUGUGUGUGCACUCCAGUGAUUUUGAAAUGGGCAAAAAUGCUUAUACUCCAGUAUGUCACAAGAAUACAGCAUUACCAUGCCUGAUCACAACCCUGUAUGUGUUUGCUGGAACAGCAAACAGAAAAAAAGGAAAAUGAAUGGGAAAUCUGUAGGUGGUGAGACGUGCUCUGUCAUUAGGCAGCAUACUGGUCGUUUCACAAAGCAGAUGUUCGAUAUCUGCGCUGAAUACAAUGUAAUUAGAUAUAAAACAAGCUGUAAUUGCCAAAGCCAUGUAGCGUGAGCUCCUUUUAGAGCAGCCGGAUAGCACCAUAUGCACAACUUCACACCCUGAAAAGAGGCUUCUAUCUGCCUUACAGCCAUUACUAUGCAUUUGUGUGACUUGAGCUCUUGCAGCUCAUCGUGGCGUUACCAUGGAGAUGAUGCUGCCUUCUUGUUUGCCAGCCUCCUGUUCCUCGGGUCACAACACCUGUCAGCGGCCACAGCGAAUUUUAAAAAGCACCCAAAGGCUGAUUGAGCUUGUCAUAUUCAAGGUAAUUGAGAAACUGCAUUUAUAACAGUUUAGGCCCAAAGUCAGGGCGAAGCAUGGAAGUUUAUCUGAAAGAACCCAAAACUGCUUUAUUUUAAAGAGCAAGACAAGACCGUUAAAACUUUUCUCAACCUGUACAACCAAGUUAAUGCAGUAAACAAUAUCAGACUAAUUAAGCUAAAAGCACUGUCAAACAGGGGGAGACAGUUGGGCUAGCUCAUAGACUGUAUGUACUAUAGACAACUUAGUUCAGCCUUCCACCAGUAUACGGAUUUGAAGCCGAAAAGCUCUCUGUAAUUUCACGUUUUUUUUCCAUUUCCUGAAACCAACAUUGCGCAGUAGCAUUGUACGCAUUCGACAGGAGAGUCGCCGAGAGUCACUGUGAUGACGCUCGGCUCAAACAGCGUAUCCCCCGGGUUAGCUAAGCAAUCUUCGUACGCUCAUAGGCUGUAUCAAGUGUCAAUCAUAGAAAACAUGAACCCCUAAUAACUUUUAAAAAUGGAGCUGUACAGAAAAAAAGAGGACUUGAGCACAAACCAGUAUUACAGUAACUACAUGUCAACAUCAGAAGCAGGGGGAGAAAAAAUUAUAUUCAGUGUAAUAAAUUUCUAAAGUUUGUCUACAGCCCCAUAGGGAUUGCUGGAGGAGGCGGGAUUUAUGACCUAUACAGCAGCCUGUCAACAGAGGGUGCUGUUCUCUGGGUGGCUUCGCCCAUCGAGGAGGCAGACUCUGUCCAUUCUAUAUAUAGCCUAUGGGCUAGCUCUACUCAAUUAAAAAAUAUAUAUAUUGCUUUAGAGCAACCAAAGGAAGAGAGAAAUCACUCACUCAGCCAGGAGAUACAUUAGUAACACUUCACAAAGCAUCAAACAUGAUCAUUCAUACAUCAAAUACUUGGUUGGGGCUAUUUUACUAUGAAUUCCUUCAUCACUACUGCAUGACACAAAAAAAAAACUAGCUAGGGAGAUAGGACCUUGAUGUCCCAAUUAAAGCAAAAUUAAUUUAAUCUGAAAAGACUACUGAACAACAGUGCUGUAGUUUUCCUCCUUAGUCCAGCUACAAUUCGUCUGAUGUCUUCUCCGGUUCAGUUGUGGUUUGAGAUUAGAAAGGUGACAGUUGCUGCUCCUUUACUGAGGACACCUGUGCAUAAUGGAUCUGGAGCCUCAGCCCACUCCCUGCACUCCAAAGUUCCUGGAUUAACUUUUCUUGACAGAACUCUUUAGGCUGAAGUUAUCACUGUUGCUUGAGCACCUUUUCCCACAGCAAUUUUCCCUUCUAGUCAACGUUGUGUUAAUAGUCUGCAGUACAGCUCACUGCAAACAGCCAGCCUUUUGGCCCCUGUGGCUUUCCCUCCCUGUGAGGGGUGUCGAUGAUCGUCUUCUGCACAGCUGUGAACUCAGCGGUCAUUUCCAUAAUUUUGGUUGAGCGCACUAAAUUAUAUCCAGAGAUUCACAGUAUGUGUACUGUUUGGAUGGUAAUUAUCUCAAACUUGAAAUAAAAUGUUCUAAUAAGCCUUGAAUGUAUUGAAUUUUUACUUUUGAAUUUAAUCCAGGGUAACUCUUGAUCUGUCCUUUGAAGAACAGAUCUUGUUAAUAUCACAAACAGGUGCUUCAUUUGAAAUCAAAAAUAAGGUGUCUUUAAUUGUUUUCCAGUUGAAUGACUGGUAGUCUUAAGUUAUUGUCAUUACCCCUCCUAUCCCCAGCUCUUGUUAGGUACAUAAUCUGUCCUCCAGACUGGGUGCCCCAUCUAAUAAUGAUCACAAAGAAGCCUACAAUAGAGAAGUCAUUUUUGGCCCUGACCUUUACUUUGAUGUCCGGGUGACCUAAGUCAUGCAGCUCUGCUUUGCUCAGCUUAGACAGUUACCUAAAUUUAGUGCAUUUCAUUCUCCAUGCAUGUGUUUCUUCUAUGCUUGACUAAUGUAAUGCACUUUAUUGUGGCAUCAGUGAGCAUAACAUCCAAAAACUACAAGUGAAUCAAAAUGCUGCUACCUGUGAGUUUUAGAAUUGAUUUUUAGAUUUUACUGCUUGUCUUGUCUAAAGCCUGAAUUGGCCAGGCUUCAGACUCUACCUAUGAACUGCUAACUCCCUGUGAGCCUGACUGCAGCCUGAGGUCCUCUAGCAGGGCCUGACUCAUGAUCCCCAGAAGUGACUGAGCAUUUGCAGUCCAUGCUCCACAGCUGUGGGACUCCCUGCCUGAGGAUGUUAGACAAGCAAAGUCAGAGUCUUCUUUAAAUCUCCUAUAAGAACUCACUUCUAUUGUUUGGCUUUAUCUUCGCUGUUAUCCUUGUUUUAUGUGUCUCUCAUUUGAUAUUAUGAGAGUAUGAGGAUCUUGUUUAUUUGUCAUGUGUUAAAAUCUAUAUAAAUGAAAUGUUGAUUAUUUUUAUUUGGCCUGCUUUUUUCAUCAUCCUUAUUGUUAUUAUUACAGGGGUGCAGCAGGGACAUGAACAAAGAGCGGUCAAGAGAUGGUAACACUUCACUUGAUGCCUCUCUCUUUAACGCAUUAUAAAUAUAUAAAUAAUGCAUUAUAAUCACGUUAUAGCACUGUAUAACUAUAGUUAUACACACUCAUAAAUGAUCAUAAUGCUUGAUAGCAAUAAUCAUAACAUAUUAUAAAGCAUUUUAUCAUGACUUACAAGGUCAGGUAUUAUAAUGUGUCAUAACUGUUAACAACAGUUGCAUUGCAAUAGCUAUGUGGGCAUUAUCAGUGAGUUGUUAACGGUUAUAACACAUUAUAAUACCUGACCUUGUAAGUCAUGAUAAAAUGCUUUAUAAUGUGUGGUGAUUAUUGCUAUAAAGCAUUAUGAUCAUUUAUGAGUGUUUAUAGUUAUAUAGCUAUAGUUAUAUAGUGCUAUAACAUGAUUAUAACGCAUUAUACAUAUAUUUAUAAUGUGUUAUAGAGAUCGAUGUCAAAUAAAGUGUUACCCAAGAGACAUACCAUAUCAAAUAAAAAAGUCCUGGACUAGUCUUCUACGUGUUAUUGGCCUGAUUUGCAUGAUCUUUAUAGGACUUUAGGCCAGGUUAGAAAUGUAGACAGCAUUGGGCACACAUUAGUUCCUUGAAAAGAAGCUCCUGGAACUAAACAUUUUUGAUACCUUUGGUAGAAAUGCAUCCAUAAGCAGUUUCUGUAUACAUAGUUUUGUUCUCACUUCUGGCUUGGGGAUUAGGUAAGGCUGUCUGUCUGUCUUUUGAAGGUCAAACUGUGGUGAUGACAAAUAACUAGAAACAAGGAGUCCCCGUAAUCUCGACACUCCUCCAGUAACCUGAAUUCAAUCAUAACAAAGCAUGUAGAGACACAGAGAAGGCAAACACAGGGGGUACUAAAGGUAAUAAAUGCCACACAUUCAGUGCUCAUUCAAACAGUACAAUUACUUCAAAGAUACAAAUACAGUUUUAAAGUUAGCAUAGAAAGAUAAUCCUGGAUGUUUACUUUGGGCUCUCUGUACGUGAUAAUGCUAGAAUAAGUUAGGCAGUCUAAUGCUUUUAUUUACCGAGUUAGAGGGAACACAGUGCUCUUUAACAAGAACGAGAGUGAUUAAGGUGGGGUGGACAAAAACAUUACGCACCAUAAUAGGGAGAUAAUGUGACAGAGGUGCUAAACCCUGGCAAUGGUGACACAUUAGAGUUGCUAAUAGCAGUAAUGAUGGCAACGUAGACAUGUGUCACACUGAACAGAUGGGAGAGACUGAGAGAGAGGCAUCCAGAGAGGAGAGGAUGUGUGAGAAAGUGCUUUGGCUUUUGCAUAUAUAUCCCUGGAGAAGUGGCCUGGGGAAAAGGGUUGAGUGCUCUCUUUCGCUGUUCUCCUCCAUAAGGCUUAGCAGUAGAAGAGAGCAUGGAGCCCAUCCCCCAGUGGAUUAUUCCUCCAACACUGCUAAGCCCACAUACUCCCACGUCCAGGCGGCCCUCAAACACACAUGUAUUCAACAUGAGAGACAUUUAAUGCACCGUGCACACAAACACAAAUAGAGGGGAACAUUUUUCUGCCCACCCCUCCUCCCUCUAUGGCUUCUUUCUUCCUCUCUGUCUUUAUCUGUCCCUCUUUUAAAUGCAUGUGCACGCCCAUAAUAUAAACACACACGAAUACACUCUUCUCCAGGUACUCAGAGAGCCAAGGCGGCAAGAGAAUACUGUGCACCGCCCCCGUUUGACACAAGCUGCUUUUCCCGUUAUAUAAGAUGGGUUACGAUGACGAUGAGCCCUGUUGAAAGAAAGAGUGCAGGGCCUUAAGUGUCUUUAUAUGUCUGUGCACAUGCAUGUGUUUGGGUUGUGUGUCACGGCUGCUGCUAAGUGUGAGUGGCAAGUUGUCUCUGUAUGUCCCUGCAUGAGCAUUAUAAAUAAAAAGUCUCAGGAAGGACUCGAAAUAAAACUGUACCGACGUGUUAAAUGUGACUGAGUACGAGAAGGUAGAUGUGCAAUUAAACUUUGCAGAACAAUCAUUUUUAUUCAACUUGGGCUAAGUCCAUGACCUAAUUCUGACUAAAUAUGAAAUGUUUUUUGGAUAUCAUGAUAUUUUUUGUUUUUUCUCGAAGUUGAACAUCCAGUACUGCAAUGAAAAACAGGCUUUGAUCUUUUCUGUUGGGCAUUUGCAGUCAUGCAGCUUUGUAACAAAACCUCAAGAGCCUUUUAGAAAUGCCACUUAUUGUUCACAAAUCAGGCAUGAUGAACGGAGCACACCGAAAUUUUCCCAAAAUGGAUCACAUGACAAGAACCUGAGAGGAUUCAUAACAAUCGCAUGCAACAAUAAUGCACUCCCUGUACACCCUGCACCAUAACAGCGGUUAUUUUGCCGUAUUCGCUGAGUCUUUCUAAGCCAAUCUGAGGCUGUGCAUCAUCAUGUAGACAGUGAAAAUCAAAGGCAAAGCAGAGGAUGAUUAUACUCGCUCCCUGCUUUUAAAAAACUGUGCUUGUUUGUGAAGAGAGAAAGAGCUAUUCAAAACGGUUGAUGAGUACAGGAUGUGCACAUGUGCCUCUCCAGCAACGAUUCUGAGAAGUUACACCGCAGCAACCUCCUCUGUCCUCGCACAGAGAUGAGAUGAAAAUCAACAUACCGUGAAAAAUGGCUUGUCAAGCUACAGUCAGGAGGCUUCACACCAUCCGCUCAGUCACAGUGUUCCUUCAAGGAUAAUGUAACCUACAUGCAAGCGGCGGUACGAGCCGGGGAGUUCUGAAAUUAAAUGAAACUGUCCUCCACUUUCCUUAUCUCUCAUUUCCUGUCCUCUCCUGCUGAGCACUCUUUCUCUGCUAAUUUCUGUUUCCAUAAUGCUUCUGCACGCUUUUGUGUCAGACUGUGUGCACUUUUGUGCUCCUGGAGACGGAUUGUUAAGCUCAAGCUGAGGUGUGUGUUUUGUACCAGAGACACUUCUGAUGCACUUUAAUAAGGCAAACAAAACAAAGCUAAAUAUGAUCAAAUAUAUGUGCAAAGCUUUACUGUUGACUCAGACCUUCAUUCAAACAGAAAAGACACCUGAAUACAUCAUCCUUCAUCAAAAUAACAGAAAGACAUUUUAAGAAUGAUGCUCCUGACACCAAACAAACGCCUGGAUAACAGUUAAGAUAGUCCUUGCAGCUUGUUAGCUCAGCAUUAAGACUGAAAACAUAUGAAAGGAGCUCCUCUCCUUUCGUCUUCCUUUGGAUUAAACUGAAAGGAUACGGUGCAGCAGCUUUAAAAGGGGCUGUUCAGCAGAUUUUGUUUCCUCUGUCUGGAUAGAGUCAUACACAGGAUAAGUCUUUGCACUAAACUUUGCUUAUUAGCCUCUGGUUCCAGUUUGAUAGUGUGUAUAAAGACAUAUGACUGAAAAAAGUGGUCUUGCUGAUUAAUAUCAAUCACUUUUACUCUAGUUUUUGUUGUUUUUUCCCCCAGUUUAUUUAAUAAUUGCUGUGAUGGUUUGAGUAGGGUGACCAUAUUCUGACUUCCCAAAAAGAGGACACAACCACACAGGGCCGGAGACAUGGAGUCGCAUGAAGUUAAUUUUGAUUGUUUUUUUGGGUUGAAUUGAGUGUCUUUUAUGCGCUUCUAACUCAGUAAGUCCAUGUGACACAAAAUCGAAACUCUUGUACAAAACCAAGGACCUUUGAAGGACUUUAUAAACUUCCCCAGACAAAGCCAGACAGCCCAGACAGCCCCCCAAAAAGAGGACUUGUCUGGGUAAAAGAGGACGUAUGGUCACCCUAGGUUUGAGGAGAUAUUAAAUGAUUAGCAUUGCAUCGCAUCAAGACCGGACAAAGACUAUGAAGUCCUGACUCUUUGUGUUCAAGUUUUUCCGUAGGUUUAAAAACAAAAUGUACUCAAUCAAUACAUGAGCUUGAGAACUGAAGUUUAGAAAAACCAAGCUGCUGGUUUUACCUUCACAUUGAGUGUAAACACAUAAGAACAUGCUUACCAAACAUUCAGCAAGACUUAAGCACACUCACAAUAGGAAACACUUCUGUAAACCACACCUAUGUUAAUGUCAUUAUAAGCUUCCAUGCUCAAAGUUUAAUGAGACCGUUGAUAUUGAUCUAAGGUCUGUAGAGUAACUAUGAAGCAGAAGGGAGAAAAAGAUUAGCUCAGCAGAACAGAAACAGGCACAUCAGCCUUACCGCUCAACCAUGUAAGCAUGGAUGUGGUACUAAUACAAAAGAGACCUGCUCUUUCUGUGACAUGUAUUGCAAUGAAAUUUGUUCUGAAUUGAUCAGUUGAUUGUCAAUCAUUCAUUUCUAUGAACCUCCAAAAAGGCAGUGCCCAUACUGAAAAUGCUGACUCAAACAAGGUCUUUGCUUAUCUUGAAUCAGGUGUAGAGGUGAGGCUGAGGCAGGCUGAAUUCAUCUUGUUUGUUUGACAUGGUGUGCUCACUUGCCAAGUUCCCAAUUAUGCAACCCUCUUCGACUAAACCAAUAAUAUUUAAUAAAGUUAAAAAAAUAUUUUAUCCCAUUUAGAUUUUUAAAGAAGAAAUGAGGUGAAGACCAAAACUGUUUUGUAUCAGGCUGUAAACAUGUUUGAUUUCACAGCAGAAAUGGGCAUUUUGGUAUGAGUACUUCUGAAGUUAUAAAGUGGUCUAGAGGAAUAGCAGAGAUCGGUCUUUGGCCUCACCUUGUCAAAAGUUUAAAAAAUAAGCCUCCUUUCACCUCUCAGGCUUAUGUAGGAGUCCCUGAUAUUUUAAUCUGUUAGUCUUCAUAAAAAACUUACCUCUCAAACUUUUCCUCAAUGAACUUUUAUUGUGACUGGCAUAAAAUGUCUCAUAUUUCACAUGACUUUACAAAUACGUAUUUUUUUCCUCUACUGCAGGCGGUUCCAAAGCAUCAAGUUCAGACCACCCGGCUCUGACUGAAGUGGAGACUUCUGAAUUUCCUUCCUCUUAUGCUGGACGAGUGACAGUAGAGCCUAGUGGUCGAACCCGCAGCCUUCCAGAAACCAACAGCAGCAUCACACUAGACACACAAAACCCACUUUACCAGGACUCUCCUCUCCUUCUAACACCUCCACUUCCUCCCCCGCCUCCUCCUGCCGCAGACUGCCCCGACCUCCCUCCUCUGUCACCACCAAUCCUGCCUCCACCUCUACCAUCCAAACCUCCCUCUACCUCAAGUCCCCCUCUUCCCUUAACACCGCCCAAAGCAGAGAGCCCACAGCGUCCAAACACACUUAACCUGAAAACGCUGCCUCGUCCCAGUGUUAGGGAGAAUGGUGGGCCCCCGCCGGGGAUAGAGGAAGAGGAGGAGGAGCGGAAGUUGCUGGAGGAGGAUUUGAAGAAAUGCAUUGAGGACUUCAAAAAGAUUCGUCUGCCCUCGGUGUUUCCAGAUCGCAAGAGGCAUUGGCAAAGUGACUUGCUCAAGAAGUACAACGCAUAG